AACACUGUCAUGCACUCGAUCGGGAUUAUUUGGUGCAAGCGUGUUGGGGAAAAACCAACUUUUUUAUAUUUUCUGAGAAGGAAAUCAAGACAUCCCCCGAGGUAGACUACAUACACCGCAGUAUACAGCAAAACGUCAGCAAUGAAGAAAGUGUUAUUAACGAAAUCACAGCACAAAUUUGUGACAACAGAUGUUAUAAAGAAACCACAAAACCUUGCCACAACAGCGACAACUACAAUGAAUUUGGCGAAUGUGCGUGUAAUGCAUGUGCAAUCGGAUAUAAUAACCGAUACGUAUAUGCAACGGAAAUCGUUUCAGUCCAUCUACGAAGAAAUUUUCAAGUUGCUAAUGCGUCUACCCGAUAAGGCGUUGCAACAACGUGUAAUCGACGCUAUCAACGGGCGAAGUGAUAAGUCCUCUAUCUUAAACCCAAAUCAGUGUAAACAGUGCUCCAUAAAUGAACAACAAAAAGCAAUUACCCUAAAAGUGAAUGCGUCAACACAAACAGAAACAUUAGAGACUAAAGAGACUAACUGUAGUAAAGCGAAUUUAAAUGAGUGUGCGAAACAAAAAGAACCCGUGAAACCAGUUAAAAACGAGCCCGACCCCCCGAAAACACAGUUAACAACAUCUGCAAAAGUGCCACGAAAACGUGGCCGAAAACGUAACACAUGUGUGCCACAGGUGGUCAAAAGAUCAGCCGCCCAAAUGGCGCUACAGGAGCGCGAGGAGAAGCAAUUGACACCUCUCCCGGUGCCCAAAAAGCAGAAACUGGAGACAAUCGCGCCCUCCCAGUCGGAGAGUCCACCCAAGGGACAGAUCCAACGUCGAGACUCCUUCAUUUCCAAUUUAUCUGACGAUCUAAAUAAUGUUAAUAUAAUGGACCUCGCCAAUGGUUGGGACAAUUAUAUUAACAAUGAUAUUCAAAACACGAUCUAUACAACCAUGGAAAAUGAAUACCGAAAAGCGGAUAUCCUAUCCGUCGAAGGUUUGCUACCUAUUCACGAUGCUAUUUUAGUAGACGACGUUCAAGGUGUUCAACGACAAGCCUAUGUCUGGUCCAAGUUGAAGGGCGACGUUGACUUCAAUGAACUAGUAAGUGCGGAUGGUGAGGAUUGCUUGCAGCUGGCUCUGACCAACGAUUGCGAUUCGGAGAUUGUGAAGGUGAUAUUGACCGCAGGCGUGUUACCCAAUCAUAUCUAUGAGGACUCCAACACUGCGCUUCACCUUGCCAUCAUCAAUAAUGUCCAGUUAGAGUCACUGCGUCAACUAAUGCUGCGAAUCGAUCUUAAUCUGCUCCUGAAAACGAACGACGAUGGCUACACAGCUCUACAUAUCGCCGUGCGUCAUAAUCGCUAUAAAAUGGCUGAGGUGAUAUGCGAUACAAUCGAUCAAAGAGAACUGGGCGAAUCUGUCUAUAAGCGGACGUCGACUGAGAAGGAAGAGAGAUCGAUAGAUAAUAAUAGUAAGGGAAUGGAUGCCAAGGAUGAGAAGCAAUUUGCCAAGUUCUAUGAGCAUGCUUGCGAUCGAUUGGACAGUAAUAAAGAUAAAUUGCUCAGACGUGCGCUAAAGCACGAGAUACUUAAUGCCUCGGAGGCACGUGCGGGAAAUGUAAGCCUCUUCUAUGCGAUUGAGGGAGAGCUGGAGCAUUUCUGUUACUUCUUACUCGCGCAUCUAACAAAUCCCGAUGAGGAGAACCUGAGCGGACACAGUCCUAAAUCGUAUCAUUAUGAAUUUGCUCGAGUGCUGCGCAUUAAUCUAAAAAUAUCACGUGUUAUGGACAAAGUGGUUGGCAUUCUGAAUGGGACAUCAAGAAAUAUUUAAGUAUACAUAAGUAGUAGUUAAUAAAACUAAGUUUGUUUUUCCC
Drosophila navojoa is the source of this 1867-nucleotide messenger RNA. RefSeq names its product charon (gene Charon). Gene Ontology annotation, molecular function: protein binding. The record is from RefSeq and is a predicted model, not a curated record. NCBI's taxonomy places the organism in Eukaryota, Metazoa, Arthropoda, Insecta, Diptera, Drosophilidae.